AUGGGCUUCCUCGGGAUUCUGGAGGAUAAGCAUCUUCUUCAUGUACCUGCAACGGUCGUCCUUGAAGAACAACAGGAGCAGGAUGCCACCCUAUUCAGAGGCGAAGGGUUGAAGCAUGGAACCGGCAGGCAUGCACACAUCGUCCUUGUGCCUCAGCCCUCGGAUGAUCCAAAUGAUCCACUGAAUUUCUCGUCCACGAAGAAAUUGAUCAUGAUGCUCAUUGUCGGCUUUGGCUCAAUUUUGUAUGCUGCAACUGUCGCUCCACUGCUCAGCCCUGGCCUCGUCGUGAUUGCCACAGAAUUCAAUCGACCUAUCGGAGACAUCACUGUCAUAUCCGGCUAUCUGCUCUUGGUCGUCGGAGCGACAGGUCCAUUCGUCUCCGCCUUCUCGCGCAAAUGGGGCAAACGGCCGGUAUUGCUCCUUUCUUCACUAUUCGGCCUCAUCGGUACCAUCAUUGGCUCCUGCGCAAAUACAUAUGAUACACUUCUGGCGGCGCGCAUUGUCCAAGGUUUCAGCAUCUCGGCCUUUGAGAGCCUGAUCAUCUCGAUGAUCGGAGACCUUUACUUCGUUCACCAGCGCGGCCACUUCAUGGCUAUGAUGCAGUUCAUCAUGGGAGCAGCGUCCAACUUCUCCGCCGUCAUCUGUGGACCCGUCACUGCUAAUCUGGGAUGGAAAUAUCUCUUCCACAUGUUUAUACCCUUUGCCGCCAUCGAAUGCAUCCUCCUCUUCCUCUUCGUCCCCGAGACGCAAUACAUCCGCGACCGUCGCUACGAGCUGGACGAAAUCGCCGCCGACGACACAACCACCGUGACGACCCAAAAGCGCGAAGACAGCACACAAAUCGAGUCCCUCAAGUCUCCCUCACAGGGAACCACAGCCCCCGUUCCCCCACCCAAAACCUUCUGGCAGCAAACAGCCAUCUUCACCGGCACCUACUCGGCCGACAACUUCCUCCAACUGACCAUCGCGCCCUUCGCCGUCUGCCUCAACCUCGCCGUCCUCUGGAUCGUCAUCGCCUCGGGCAUGGCCGUCGCCUUCCUCGUCGCGCAAUCGUACGUCAUGGCGCAGCUCUUCUCCGCGCCGCCCUACCUGCUCUCCGCGUCGGGCGUCGGCUACCUGUCGAUGGGCCCCUUCAUCGGCGGGCUACUUGGAGCCCUCGCGGCGGGCGCCGCCAGCGACCCGCUCAUCACAUGGGCGGCGCGGCGCAACAACCGCAGUACUGGGGGCGCCGUCUACGAGCCCGAGUACCGGCUGCUGUUGGUCGCGCCGGGCCUGCUGAUGGGGGCCGGGCUGAUGCUGUUCGGCUACCUGGCGGAAAGGCAGGUGUCGUUCUACGCGACGGCGACGGCGCAUGGGAUCGACGUGUUUGGGAUCCUGUUCGUUGCGAUUGCGGCGGGCGCGUACGGGAUCGACGCGUAUCGCGACAUGUCGUCCGAGAUCUUCAUCAUCGGGAUGGUGUUUAAGAACUUUGUGUUUUACGGGUUCAGCUAUUUCGUCAAUGAUUGGACGGCCAGGGCGGGCCCGGCGCAGGUGUUUUAUGUCAUGGGCGGCGUGGGGUUUGCGCUGGUGUUGUCGGCGCCGCCGCUGUUUUUCUUUGGGAAGCGGUACCGGAGUUGGUGGCACAGGCACAAUUUGUUGGAGAAGUUGCACGUUAAGACGCAUGCUGAGCUCUGA
Molecule: messenger RNA, 1674 nt
Organism: Lasiodiplodia theobromae
Lineage: Eukaryota; Fungi; Ascomycota; Dothideomycetes; Botryosphaeriales; Botryosphaeriaceae
Product: MFS transporter
Exons: 5
Coding region: 1-1674 (557 amino acids)
Biological process (GO): transmembrane transport
Molecular function (GO): transmembrane transporter activity
Source: RefSeq, a predicted model, not a curated record